CCCCCGAGCCUUUUCUCCCCCGCCGCCCGGGGGCGGUGGUGGCGGGGCGGGACCGGGGGCGGCCCCGGGCAGGUCCACCUGGAGCGGCGGCGGGAGCGGCGGAGCGGAGAUGCCGUACCUGCUCAUUAGCACCCAAAUCCGCCUGGAGGCUGGGCCCACCAUGGUGGGUGACGAGCACUCGGAUCCCCACCUGAUGAGUAUCCUGGGGGCCACAAAGAGGAGCAUGUUGGGCAACAACUUCUGUGAGUACUACGUGAACGACGCUCCGCGCGUGGUCCUGGACAAGCUGGAGAGUCUCGGCUACCGCGUGGUCAGCAUGACCGGCGUGGGCCAGACCCUGGUCUGGUGCCUCCACAGGGAAUAGCCAGGGAGAAUCCUGCGUUCCACAUGGACCACAUCCUGCUGGAGAUCAUCUUAUAGGACUGGCAGCAAACUUUCCCCCCUUAAUUCCUUCCUGUCCCAGACUUCAGGCACCCGAGCAGGGGGAGGAAUGGUGCAGAAACAGAGCUGGACCCAGUGGAAUUUUUGCCAUCCAUGUUCUGUUUCCCAAGAGCAGGGGGAGGAAGGUAUGCCCAGAAUCUGGCAGAGGGAACAGAUGGUUCCAGCUCUGCCAGUGGGAUGGCAGUCUGGCAAAUUCCAGCUUUUUACAUUUUAAUCAUGUAUUCAGCAUGCCCUGGAGGAAGCUCAGUAACAGCCCUGUUUGCCUCCUCCUCAGGCUGGGGCUGCCCCAGAGAGCUCCAUGCCUUCUCCUGGGCUAGGGAGUUAGGAAGGGACAGCAAGCAUGGACACCAUCCCAUCUCAUCCCUAAAAUCCAAGAGGGAACCACUAAACCUACUCCCAGGGCUCUGACAAUCCCUUCCCUUGGCAGCAAGGCCUGCUUCCAUCUCAGCAGCACCAUCGAACUUCCAGAUCCCAGACUGCCAUCCAAGCCUAACAUGGGAUAGUGUUGUUGUGUGACUAUUCCAGGUGCAGGCUCUAAUUCCAACACUGCUGGAAUGUUUGGGACUGUGCACGGAUUCUGCUGCGGGGGGUAACACCAAUAAAACAUUGCUCCAAAGAGA
Serinus canaria (Common canary) is the source of this 1061-nucleotide messenger RNA. It is a transcript of the gene GCHFR, whose product is annotated as GTP cyclohydrolase I feedback regulator. The transcript is spliced from 3 exons. Lineage: Eukaryota; Metazoa; Chordata; Aves; Passeriformes; Fringillidae. Bases 110 to 364 code for a protein of 84 amino acids. Gene Ontology annotation, molecular function: GTP cyclohydrolase binding. The record is from RefSeq and is a predicted model, not a curated record. Gene Ontology annotation, biological process: negative regulation of biosynthetic process. Gene Ontology annotation, cellular component: nucleus; cytoplasm.